CAAUGAACACGUUUGAGUAGUACGUUACCAUGAACACUACCAGUAAUGCCCACAGUCACAGUCCUAUCAAAGACGUUUAUCUUGGAACGGAAUGCGGCAAGAUAGCUGAAGUUAAUGAGUUGAUCAUUGGAAGGCGAAUAGUACAUGAAAAAAACUUUGGGACUAUCUGUUAUGUCGGUGAGUUGCCGAGAUCGAAUGGGUCUUGGCUUGGAGUUGAUUGGGAUGACCAAUCGCGUGGCAGACAUGAUGGGACUUACGAUGAUGUCCGGUAUUUUCAGGCUAAAUGUCCCACUUCCGGUUCAUUUGUGAGGCCUUCAAAGGUGUCAUUGGGUACCAGUCUAGAGGAAGCUCUCGUAUAUAGAUAUGCCGUCUGCACAACUUGUCAACUGGAAAUCCAGACUUCUUUGCGAUCACGGGAAAAGCCCACAGGUAGUUCUCAUAAUAUCCUCGUUCAUGAAUGCACCCAACUUGGUCAUCUAAACAGUUACCUUGGUAGUACUGCGGAGGAAGCUGAAUACUUUGGUACUCACGGAUACCCAAAAGACACAUUACGAGUCGAACUUUACACUAAUCCUGGGACUUACCAUCAAUCGACUUCUCAUGACGAAUUAUGUGGAGCAGAUGCAGCCAAAAGUUGUCUCAGCCGAUUAAAUAGUGUUAGUUUGUCUUCUGUGCCCGUAUAUCGUGCACUAUAUGGAAAAAGUAACUUUUUCCCUGAUCGACAACCUGAAUACUCACCACUUUGGCCAUCAUCUGGAGGCUGUCUCGACCAGUUUUUAUCCAGUUUAUGCGAUCUGGAAAUGAGCAAUUGUCUGUUGUCAAAGUGGACAGAAAUUGCUGAGAUUUGUAUUCAAAUUCCGUGGUUAAAAUCCUUGAAUGUCAGUAACAACCGCAUUCGUUUACCUGUUUCUCCAAAAGAAGCGCAUGAUAAACAAAAAGAAAAUGAAUGUCUGGAAUCUAGACUUUUAUAUGACAUAUAUUCGGACCCUGUCCUAAGUGAACGGUUGUGUUCGAACGCUUUUCCCCAGUUGUCGCAACUUACUUUAGUCAAAUGCUCACUCUUAAAUUGGAAAAGUAUUAGGAGAAUAUUAUGUUGGAUGCCAUCCUUACAAUCGUUAUCUCUAGCUUACAAUAAUUUGGGCAAUCCUCCAAUUGACUGGGAAGAAAAUGCUAUUGAAGUUUUCCAAAAGUUGACUGAAUUAGACUUAACUCACAUAAAUCUAACGUCCGCUCAUCAGUUAUUCGCCCUUAUUGGAGCUUCCAAAUGUCUGAACAGCCUGUUGUUAAAUUACAACGAGAUAGCAGACAUUCCAAAUCUAAAUGAUCAUUCUAAGCACAUCUGCCAAAUACAUGUACACGAUAAAGAUAGUUCACAUCUGUUUCGAAACCUUAACACUCUUGGGUUAAAGAACAACUUAUUCACAAAUUGGAAUUUCGUUAAUCAAUUACUGCAUUUGUCCAAAUUGGAUCAUUUGAUGGUAUCAGGAUGCCCAGUUUUCGAAAACUCUGUCAGUAUAGAAACCGCUCGUCAGGAAGUCAUUGCUCGUUUGCCAAAUCUUAAAAUGUUAGACCGUGUUGAGAUUACUCCUGAAGAGCGCCGCGGAUCUGAAUUGGACUACUUAAAACGUUACGGAGCUAGCUGGCUAAACUGUUGUAAAAGUGAUCAAAAUAGUAAGCAAAAUAACGAUGUUAAACUUUUGGAGGAAUUCUACAAAUUGCAUCCUGUUUUCUCCAGACUUUGUGAUAAACAUGGAGCUCCUGAAAUUGGAGAAACCAAGGUAGCAUGUUAUUAUUUUUGACUUGUUCCCAGGUUGUUUUCUCUAUGUGACAAAAUAACUAAGUUGACCGCACAAAAAUUAAGUGUGGGGGAUAAAUAAGAUGAACUAGGCUAACUAGUUCAAAGAUCAUCGUCGUCCAAAAUAAGGGGAGAUCAAUGAAAUAUAGGAUAGUUUAGAAGCUUCAAUAAACAACCAAACCGUUUAAUUGUUCUGAGGUGUUUAUGAUAGUAUCGAAAUUGUAUUUAGUGCCGAAUUAAGUUGCAAGAAAAUAUGUUAUUUCGCUCAGAAUAAGGAUGUAAAUUCAAGGACAUAUUCAACUUUUAUUCUUAAGUAAUAAUUCAGCUGUUUAAAAUAACUCAGUGGUGAAUUACUGUCGAUGUGUUUAAAUUUAAAAGUUCUUCACUUCCCAGAGUAAUGUAUUGUUGUGGGAAUUGUAAAUCUUUUGCUUAAAUAUAAACUAAAGAUCUAACACUGUUUAGUCAUUUGAUUACAGCAUUGGUUUCAGAAGUUUCCGUUUGACUAUGCGCAUAAUCAGUUUUCAUUUUAAGCUACGUCACACACCUUAUCUACUGAAAUAACUUACCGAUGAUUGCAUCACAAGACGUUUUCUAUUAGAAUAUUUUAGCAACUAUAUGUUUUCUUUUUAAUUUCCUUCCAAAUCUCUUAGAUAUUUUUUCACUCAAUGGGUACUUGAACCCCGCUUCAUUUACUGAAAGCCUAAAGUAGAUUCCAGGAACAACUAAGGUCACACUUCGGUAGUUCUAAAAACGAGGCUGACCUAGAUGUUUCUUGGAAAGAUAUACAAACAGCAAUGACAUCUAUUAGUGAUUUGAACCAUAAGGUUACAAAACACCAGUUGAUUUAUUGUAAGUCUGGUCACAGUCACUGAUCGUCCUAAUAUAUAAGAAAGGAUCAAAAUCAUCCUGUAAUAACCAUAGAGAGAUUAGUUUGACCAAUAUAGCAUCUAAAAUGCUGGCCUCAAUAAGUAUCGGACGCCUAACUAAGACUCGUGAACUGUAAACACGAGAAAACCAGGCUAGCUUCAGACCUGGUCGUGACUGCAUCGACCACAUAUUCAUCAUUCGCCAGGUUCUAGAACACAGACAUGCUUAUCGGCGUCCGACAAUGGUGGUCUUUCUUGAUUUAAAAGCAACAUUUGACCCUGUAGACCAAGAGGUUCUGUAGCAGUGUCUGUCAUUGAAAAGUGCACCACAGAAAUACGUAAACAUUAUGAAGGCUCUUUACUCGAACACUACUAAUCGAGUCAGAGCUUAUGGCGAACUGUCAUCUGAUUUUGCAACCUCAAGUGGUGUCCGUCAAGGCUGUCCACUUUUUCCAUUUUUGUUUAACUUCAUCAUAGACUUAUUGAUGGAAAUAACAUUCUCGUCUACUGAAUUUUCGGGCAUUGAUCUCCUACCAGAGGGUCCAUUUAUCGACUUAGAAUACUCAGAUGACAUAGUCCUACUUGUUGAAGACGCUGAUAAAAUGCAGAGUCUUUUGGUGGCACUGAGCAACAAUGCCAGAAUGUUUGGAAUGCGCUUCUUCCCCUCCAAAUGCAAGUUAUUGCUCCAGGACUGGUCUGCGUCAAAACCUGAACUAAGGAUAGCGAGUGAUGUAGUCGGACGCGUUGACAACUUCACUUAUCUUGGAAGUCUGAUCAGCCCUAAUGAGUUGGUGUCUGAUGAAAUCUCAGCAUGGAUUCGGAAAACUCGUUUGGCUUUUGCCAACUUAUGUCACCAAUGGCGUAGGCAGAAUAUCCGUCUAUCAAUUAAGGGGCGAAUAUACUGCGCGGCAGUUCGUUCUAUUCUACAUUACGGCUGCGAAAUGUGACCAUUAAGAAUAGAAGAUACUCGUGAGGUACUAGUUGGGGGCGGCCAAAUCGAAACGUGGCAUCAGUCCAUAAAAUCACUAAAUUCUAGUCUGAGUCAUGAUGGUAGAUGCAGACUACUUGGUUGGGGUCCGCGUGACUAUCGUAACCAAUGGUUGAAAACUGUGGGUGAUAUGGCUCAGAAUCGAUCACAAUGGCGUUGGUGUAUACACUCUUUAUCUUCCUUUAAACCGUGAGGUUAAAAUCGCUUUAUACGUUUCUUUCUACGAAGUAAUUCUUUCUUCCUGUACUGUAUUCCUUAUACACAAUCUUUCUUUUAUAUAUUAUAACCAUUGAAUUAACUACUUCUAUGAAUUUGUUGUUCACCUUGUUGUGCUAAUGAGGUGUGGCAACUUGGACCGAUUCACAUAUGUGCCUGGUUCUACGUUGUAGCUGACUGAAUGACCGUUUCACUUACUUCGGUUUGAUUAAUAGGAUAGUAUCAUUAGCACUAAAAAUAUCCUGCAUUGUUUUCUUUGUAUUAUUUAAUCUUGUGUUAAUUUAAUUUGUUUUGUCGUUGACUCUGAAGAAGCAGCUUACAUUGUCACGAACCGUCGGAAAUACAAUAUCUCUACUCGUUGGGCCACAACAGCGAAAAAAAUUGUUAAGUUUCUACCCAAUGCUCACUUUAUUUCAAACUAUCAAGUCCAACCUUGACGUUGAUACAUACAUCAAUGUCUCUGUACCUUUCUCUAGUUUCUAUUGUUAUCAGCCUUCAGACAAUCUAAAUUAAUCUAUUUUUAUCAUGAUUUCCUGAUUAAAGUUCUUUUUAUUGCUACGUCAGUAUUUCCCAGGUUGGUUGUGUAGAGAAAAUUGUCAAUAUUCCUGCAUUAUUGCACACAAUAAACACUAUAUAAUUGUAAUUUAUUAUAAACGUGUCCUUAUUUCUCUAUGGGUUUGAACUGUGUCAAAGUAACUGAGCUGGAACACUUUCAAUGACAGAGAUCACUCAUGAAAAAGUAUGAACCAACCACUUGAUUCAUCUGUAAUUGUUGUCCAAGUGUAUCUACCUGAAUCUAAUUGUUAGUCUGAUUAUAGAUAUCAACGUCUGAGAGCAAUAUUAAGAUCAUAAAUAAGCAGUAAGAUUUGAUCGCUUUAUUUUUUGUAAAAUCUCUGUUAUCUUUGUUGUUUACAUAUCUAUUUAUCUAAUUUUUAGCCAGUUAACCGCUCAAUUAAAGCUGGCCUUCUAUCUCUUAUCUUUAUAUUACAACAUAACAAGAACAGUGGCGCAACAAACAAGCCUAGCAGUCGAUCAUCAUCGCCAAUGGAUAAAAACGAUCGAAUUCAAAAACAAAUACCUAGUCAAAUGACUAUUAACCAUUUACGUAUGAUGAUUAGACGAUUGUUUUGUUUAUCACCAAAAACACUGUUUGAAUUAUAUGCACAAAGUGGAAGGCAUCGUGGUAUUGUUAACACUGAAAUACCGUUGGAUGUAGAUACACGUGAAAUAGGAUUUUAUAAUUUAGAAAAUGACGAUUAUAUUUUUAUACGAAUAUGACAAUAGUGUUCUAGUCUUUCCUUCCUUGUAUUUACUACUUGGUUACCUCUAGUAUUUAUCUAUGUUGUAUAAUAUAUAUCUUGAUAUUCUUAAAAAUCAAGCUUGUAUUUAAUUAUUUCCUAUCCACUUACACUUUUAUGAGUUCUGUUGUGUACAUGACACAUUGUUCCAUCAACCAAGAAAGUGUAAUUAUGCGUAAACUUGAGAUAUUUUCUUUAAAUUGACUGCUUGAGGCUACCAAUUUUAUCAAAGUUUGCUUUAAGCUUAGACUCGAAUAAUGUUGUUCAAGUAAACAGCCUUCAUAAGGUUUAUGUAUUUUUGUGAUACACCUUUCACUAAAAAGCGCUAUCAAAAGAAUUUCCAGACGUUCUUAAUCAUCCCUCUGUUUCAGAGCACAGUCUAACAUAAUCAAUUGACGUGUAUCUGCUCGUCCAUUUUUGAAAUCAGUUUGAUUUUCCCGAGUUUGCUGUUCAGGAACUUUAUUUGAGAUUUUGGUGAUUUCAGACAUUACUUUAUUCAACUUGAUUGUUCUGGCUACCGCGAGAGAAUAUCUUUCCUCUCUCUUAGAUUGGGAUCGGUCAAAUGGGACUAGGCGCAGGUGUCAGAUUCUAACUAACUUCUAAAACUAAACAGCCAUUCUUAAAUACCUCGAGUUAACGUAUAAGAUCUUUUCCGCUCUUCACUUCUAGUUAGCUUUUGCCUCUUUAAGUUUACUAAUAGUCGGAGGCUUAUAUAUAUUGUCUGUUUGCUCUACUAAAAAUUACAUUAUAUGACAAGUAUUGCUACCAAUCUCGAACCUAAUUCUGCUGUGUUUCUCAACACUUGUUUAAAUAUGUAUUAACAUAAUUGAGCAGCUAACUCGCACAGUACUUUAUAUUUUAAGUAUGUUGUAUAGUCUAAUUGUUAGUUUACCUGACUGUAAAUUUAUAUAUUUAGGCAAGACCGGAAACAGUAAUGUUCCAAACUAAUUUCUCUCACUUGAAGUUGCUUGUUACUUAAUGUUGUAUGCAUUAUUUAUUUUAUUCAUGGAUGUCACCUCUGAUGCAUAUAUUUAUUCACUGCAAAAUUUAACACUAAUUUUCAAACGUCAAUUCAUCUUAAUCAAUAAUUGGUGAGACUAUAGUUUAUGGACGACCUUUGAGCGACGCCAAAGUGACCUUGAGAGUGUCUACCUACUUACUAGGGCUAAAUAAGGGUUAUAAAGCUGUUUGAAGAAUAAGAAUUAUGAUUCACAGUUGAGGGUUAGGAAUUAGAUUUAGGGUUUUCUUCACGAACUGACAUCAGCUUUAAUGCCAAGACUAUUUAGCCAAAUCAGUGAAUGCGUUUCGCGCCAAAAUCUAAGACCUGUUAUCGUAAAUCUGAUUGGUUCGUCCAUAGAUCAUAGUCUCAUUAAUUAAAGAGUUUCCAAACUAAUGCAUCUAAUAGUUUUAUUUACAUGACAAAUGGUUCAAAUCCUUACCUCUUUGUUUUAGUAAUAUGUUCGUUCAAUAAUCUUAAAAAUAUCGUCAAACUAAGUGUUCAUCAGUUGUGUCUUAAAUGUAAUCACUUUUCACAACAAAUAAUUUUAUUAAAACACGAAUUUCAGCGAAGGGAUCUCUUUUCAACGAAUUUCGUGUUUUAAUUUUAAUGUUUAAAUG
Molecule: messenger RNA, 6780 nt
Organism: Schistosoma haematobium
Lineage: Eukaryota; Metazoa; Platyhelminthes; Trematoda; Strigeidida; Schistosomatidae
Exons: 6
Coding region: 30-1799 (589 amino acids)
Cellular component (GO): nucleus
Molecular function (GO): histone binding
Source: RefSeq, a predicted model, not a curated record